Messenger RNA from Ananas comosus (pineapple), 2322 nucleotides. RefSeq lists its product as uncharacterized. Gene Ontology annotation, molecular function: protein binding. NCBI's taxonomy places the organism in Eukaryota, Viridiplantae, Streptophyta, Magnoliopsida, Poales, Bromeliaceae. The record is from RefSeq and is a predicted model, not a curated record. The transcript is spliced from 18 exons. The coding region runs from base 59 to 1732 and encodes 557 amino acids.
UUCGCAUCGCUCCCAAAAUCCCUCCUCUUCUUCCCCCACACCUUCAAAGCCCUCAUCAAUGGCGAUCCGGGGACUCUGCGUCCUCCUCCGCAGAAUCCGUUUCCCAACGCGAUCCCCCGCUCCUUCCUCGCGAAGAUUCGCCGCCGCCGCCGCCGCCGUUCCCGGUUCGACUUGCUUUCAUCCCUUCAGAUUUGGUUUUACACAGGGAAAACAUCAUUGGGAUGUGAUGUUGGGUGUCUUACUUUCUGGACAAGCCGCAAUUUUUCUUGGUGCCAAUGUAAAAACUGUCUUGGCUGAAGAUGUGGCUGAAGAUGCUUUAGAUGGUGAAUUGGUUGCUGGUGAUGAGCAAGGGGAAGCCUAUGUGACUGGUUUACGUAGGAUUGAAGAUGGUUCAGUGAUAUCAAAUGAACAUACAUCCAAAUGGAGAAUAUAUACUGAUAUUGGGAGGGAUCUAUCUCUAAAGGGAAAACUAGAUGAAGCCGAGAAGUAUUUCCAGUUAGCUUUAGGUGAAGCUAAAGAAGGAUUUGGUCCGAAGGAUCCUCAUGUUGCCUCAUCGUGCAACAACCUAGCAGAGAUAUAUAGGGUAAGGAAGAAAUUUGAGAAAGCUGAACCAUUGUAUUUGGAAGCUAUUAGAAUAUUAGAGGAAUCAUUUGGAGCAGAUGAUAUACGUGUAGGUGCUGCUUUGCACAACCUCGGGCAGUUUUAUCUUGCUCAAAAGAAACUUGAUCAAGCUCGAGCAUGUUAUGAGCGGUCCUUGAAGAUUAAAGGGCGUGUUUUGGGUUAUGGCCAUCCAGAUUAUGCAGAGACAAUGUAUCAUCUUGGUAAGGUUUUAUAUCUGCAAGGGAAAGAAAAGGAUGCAGAAGCCCUUAUACGGGAGUCUAUUAGGAUAUUGGAGGAAGCUGGUAUGGGUGAAUCUACAACUUGCAUACGGAGGAUGAGGUAUCUAUCUCAGGUUUUGCUUAACUCCAAUCGACAUGCUGAGGCUGAAAGUCUGCAAAGGAGGUUAUUACACAGCCUGGAACUUUCAAAGGGAUGGGAAUCAUUGGAAACUGUUAUUGCAGCUGAAUCCCUGGCCUUGACUCUCCAAUCUCUUGGGAAUUUGAAGGAAUCACAGGAAUUGUUGGAAAGAUGCCUUGUUGCCAGAAGAAAGAUUCUUUCUGAAGAUCAUGUUCAGGUGGCUGCAAACUUUCUUCAUUUAGCAAGAGUUGGUCUCCUUAGUUCUAAGCACUUACAAACAUCUGAUGCCGAAGCUGAACUCGAUAAGGCAAGACUUCUUCUGGAUAAGUCAAUCAGGAUAACUAAGGCCAUUUUAAAUCCUUCAAAAAAAGUCCAAAAGAGUGUUGAUACUGCUAGUGCAUUGGCUGCAAGUGAGAGAGAGAAGCAUGAAGCUUUUAUCGUCCUUUUACAAUCACUAGAUGCUGUUGGCCUUUUGGAAGUCAGAAGAUGUGAAGUUCUGAUGUCAAAGGAGUCAUGUGAAUAUCCGUUCGAGGCUGAACUUGCACUUCGUGAUUGCCUUGCAAUAUUCAAAGAGCCUCAUAUGCGGAACAUACUGAUGAACACACCGGAUGUCAAGGCAGAGUACUUGUCAUGCUUAAAUCGCCUCUCAAGCAUAAUUAGGGACAGUGCUGUAGAGACGGAGAGGGCGAAAGAGCUUUUUGAAGAAGCCCAGCGGAUAGAGGCCGAGCUGUCCCCGAGAAAACACAGAAAAUGGUACAAAUUUCUUUCGAACUAAUUAUUGGGAAAGUGCUAUACUUCCUAAAUGUGAUAUAUAUCUUAAUCAACUACGAGCGCGGUUUGAUCUUUUCCCUGCAGUUAGUUUUAUGUAAGAAUGUGAUUGGUGAAUAGACAGAAUAAGAGCACCAGAGCCUAGAAAUUUCCAUAUAAAUACUCCCCAUCAGGUAUAGUACAUUUCAUACUGAGCAUCGCCAUAACAAGAUUUGCUCUGGUAAUAUUUGAUACUAUAAGCAGUGUUGUAUGUAGUUACAUUUUUUUUUUUAAUAUAUCUAUUAGAGAUACUACUGUGUUAAAUUGAGUUCAAAACUAUAAAUAUUUGGCGGCUGGAGAUUCACACAGCUUCAGGACUUUGGACUCGGAUGUUUUCGCCAACAAAAGGAUGUAUCACUUGGAGACCAGAGAGACCAGGUAAUGCAUUAUGAUAUGUGUAGUAUGAUACUAAUGUAUGCAUCGAACUUCCUCAAUUGUUUCAAUUAUGAAGUAAAGGGCCGGUUUGGCCCGACUGAAGCUUCUGCCGUAGUAAGAGGCAUUAACAACUUUUUCUAAAGCAGAAAGUGUGCUUUUGCGUGUCGCAGAGGCGGCAUUUCA